AUGCAGGCCGACAGACGAGCGGAAGGCGGGGCUUCACGGGACAGCGACGACGACCUCAUCAUCCUCGAGCCCACGAGCACCACGCCUACCAAGGAGCCUCGCCGACCAGCGACUACAAGGAACGGCGCCUCGACUCGGGGACCCACCCCUUCUAUCCGCUCCUACCGCGCUUCCACCUCGGCAUCCUCGUUCUCGAGACCUCCUCGCGGCAGCGAAGGAUUCUCGUCGUCGCCUGCCUUGAUCACCGACACAUUCAGCGCAACCCCGUCAAAGCGUUUGAGGCGGGAGAAGAGUCCCGCUCCGGCAAAGACGAGUCUUCCGGUCGGCGUCCCUCGUCCUUCGACUGCCUCGUCGUCCCGGCUGUCGACUCGUUCGUCCCGCGUACCGCCGACGAGUCGUCCGCUCGGGUCAACACAAACCCGCUCCCCCGCUUCGACUCAAGAGUCACUCCUCUUAAUCUCCGAAGAACCCCCGAGGAAACGGGAGAAGAAGCGGUCGACCACUCCCUCACCCUCACCGCCGCCCGCUCCCGCACCAUCUCGGAAGCGGAAAGAGUCGCUUCUUCAGCCCCGUCCCGCUACGCCGCCCCGUCAACGAUCCGUCGGUCCGUCGAUCUCGCCCGCGACAGUCCGACCUCCUCGAACGCAGACCGCUUUGCGCCCCUUGCCAGUCCCGCCGCCCGCCGCCUUUGCCCUCCCCGGCCUUCCACUCAACCAAAAGGUCUCGCGCUCAGCCCGCUCCACACGUCACACGGCCUCUACUCUCCCCGCAGCCAUAUUCGAGACGGACUUUGCGGCUCUCGACCCUUCGUCGCGGUACAACUUGCAGCAUUCGGUCCUCUUCCGCUUGGAGCACCUUCGCGAAGGUCCGCUUACUGUCGAACAAGGCGCCAAGAAAGGGUACGGCGCGCUGAAAGGCGCCGCCGGUGGAAAGGCCGGGGCGAAGCCGCCUACGGGGGUGCCGAGCUGGGCGAAGACGGUCGAUGGGAAAGAGUGGCAAGAAGACCUCAUUCGCCGUCUCUCGUCACGCCUCCUCGGCUCAUCUUCGACUUCAGUCGACAACCCGCUCACCCCUCUCGUCUAUGCCGCCGACGUCCAGGCUCUUCGCAGAGUCCUGCUUGGGCAGGCAGGCGGUACCGAGUGCUACCUGCUCGGCAAAGAAUUCCCUUGCAAGACGGUCAUCGUGGUUGGUUGGGUGACGCACCAGGAGUACCAGGAGACAGAGGGAGGAUGGAUCUACGUUGUCGACGACGGGACUGCCAACCUGACGGUCAAGUGCCCCGCGCCUGCGCCCGACCCCUUCGGGACGUACUCCGCCCCUCUCUCGCCCGCCCGCCUCAUCCCGCACAUUCGCAACGACGCCUCUACGUCGAACAGCAAGAUGGCGUCUACGGCUUACGUCAAGCGCAAGUAUGGCGACCUAGAAGAGCGCGCCGAGGAGAAGAGCGCGAAGACGGUCAUUCCGCUUGGCGCGCUCGUCAAGGUUACCGGCAUGGUCGAGGACUCGAAGUUCACGUGGGACGACGAGAAGCGGGUCGUGGCGAGUCGAAUGGACAUGCUUCCCGAUAUCAACGCCCUCCCGGCACACCUCCUCCUCGUCUCUCGCCUUCAUCGCGAUGUCUAUUCUCACGGUCUCGACCUUCAAGCCCGUCUUGCCGCCAUCGAGCGCGCCGAAGCAGAAGAGCGGCAGAGGGAGUGGGAGGAAGGCAACACGCUCAGCAGUUCGGCGGGCAGUGACUGGGGCGGCGGUGCGAGUACAGCUGGCAGUCCCGACAAGCUGCAGUACCGACCGACUCGGCCUUCGAAACUCGAACCAGAGGACCUGACCCUUUCGAACUUCAUGGUCUACAUCCGGCACCAUCUCUUGCGCCACUUCGUUCGUGCCUUCGCCAACGAAGGCGACGCCUCUCCCUCCACGCCUCUCUCGCGCACCAGGUCGGCUUCCUUCCCUACAUCGUCUCCCCCUCGAUCCGGUCCAGUCGAGUACUCUCUUCCCUUUACCAUCGCCGACCUCGCCGCCAACCGCCACCUCGCUCUCUUCGCCACCCGUCUCGUCCAGGAGCGAGCCAAACUCGCCGAGCAAAAGCAGCUCGAAAAGACACGUCUGCGUCAGACGGCUGUUUCGCUAGCAAGUGCUGUCGUGGGGACAGCUGCGCCAAAGCCCCCGAGGUCUUGGGUUGCUUCGGGGCCGAUGGGCGGGCGGAAGGGGGGGUGGAGGAAUGGUGGAAGGGGGGCAGCGAGCCUGCUCCUCCCGCCGCCGAUGGCCUCGGCGUCCUCUUCCCGCUCGCGGGGCGGAGAGACGCAGGAGGAGCGCCGAGCACGGCGACAGAAGGAAAGGGAGGCCAAGCUCGAAGAUGCCGGCCCGCUCAAAGGCGAGGCUCUGGAAAAGGAGGUCGUCAAGGUCUGGCGCGAGGCGAUCAGGACGAUGAGGGCGAACGGCAUGAUCGUCGAGUUUGUCGAGGGCCCAGAGGACGACGAAGACGACGAGAAGGCCGACUUCGAGCUGUCCUUCAUCGACCGCAAGGCGUCGAGGAACGCGCUCGACGACCUUCCCGACCUCCCUUCUCGCCGAUCUUUUUCACGCACCUCGCCCCCGACACAACAGCGAAGCGCCUCAACCGUCUCAGCCUGUCCUUGGGGCGACGUCAAGCUCGAGAUGAGCAGUCCCAAGCUCUUGCCCGAAACGCCUCGCGCCUCGAAGCGGGUCAAGCGAGAGGAGCCGUCAAGUCCGGCCGUCGCGUGUCCGUGGGGGGACGUCAAGCUGGAGGGUAUCGACGGGGAUGACUCCGUCUUCAAGACGCCGCAGCCGGACUCCGUCUUCAAGACGCCGCAGCCGAAACGGAUCAAGCAGUCGCUGUCGCCUCCCGUCAAGGUGGAGUCGCCAUCCUCGCCCGCUUGGAAUCUGCCGCCUUCCUUCCAACGCUCUUCGCCGACAUCUCGAGCGCGUCGCUCUCCGUCGGCCGCUUCGGACGCCAGCUUCGCCACGACCGGGUCGCUGUCGGACGAAGCUCGACCUCAAUCCUUCCAGCUCGUGACGGUCGCAUCCCUCUGCCCGCUCGUUCUCGAUCUCCUCUCCGCGGCGUACGCCUCGAACGUCUCGUCGCCGUCGGUUACCGAGGAGGACCUGCGCCAACGCAUGUACCAGGACGACCGUUGGGCGCGUGUCGCGCUUUACAGCGAGGCGGUCAGCGCCGCUCUUUCGCGCCUCGCAACGCAAGGCCAGGUUGAGCGGCACGGUCAAGGGUGGAGACCUGUCAGACGGUGGUAG
Molecule: messenger RNA, 3267 nt
Organism: Rhodotorula toruloides NP11
Lineage: Eukaryota; Fungi; Basidiomycota; Microbotryomycetes; Sporidiobolales; Sporidiobolaceae
Product: nucleic acid-binding, OB-fold-like domain protein
Exons: 4
Coding region: 1-3267 (1088 amino acids)
Source: RefSeq, a predicted model, not a curated record